AUGUCUAAGGCUCCUCCCCGGCUAAAAUAUAAACUUAAGGAUGCCAACUGGUCAUUAUUUAGAGAUAAAGUUCAACAAAAUUUAUCAACUAUACCUCCACUAAAUGACAACAAUAAUCAUCUUUGUGCUGAAGCUUUUACACGGGCCCUACUACAGGCUGCUGAGGAACUUUUUCCUAUUAAAAAUAAUAGUGGCAAUGGGUAUAUUCCAUCACCUCCUUGGUGGGACAGUAAUAUUCAUCCAUCAUGGAAAAUCCAUGAAGUUAUCCCAAUACAUAAGCCCGACAAACCGAUUAAUGAUCCAUCAUCUUACAGACCAAUUGCAUUAGCUUCAGUUAUUUCCAAAAUUUCCGAACAUUUAGUUAAAAAUAGGCUAGAAUGGUUUAUUGAGAGUAAGGGGUUACUAUCUCCAAACCAGUUUGGAUUUAGGAAAGGUAGGAGUACGAUGGAUAGUCUCAGCAUUUUUAUGACAGACUUAAGAUUGGCAUUUUCGUACAAUAAGUUUGUGUUAGCUGCAUUCUUAGAUGUAUCUGCAGCCUAUGAUAAUGUCAACCUUUCAAUUCUGAAACAAAAAAUGAUUAAUUUGGAUAACCCACAAAUUUUUAUAAGAUUCACAAUCAAUCUUCUCUCUGGUAGAAUGCUUAAAGUAAUAUCAGAAGACUCCUACCAAUCCCGUAUUGCCUGGAAAGGUAUACCCCAGGGCUCAGUUUUAAGUCCCUUAAUUUACAAUAUAUAUUCUCAUGAUCUGGAAGCCUCCCUUAAGGGUAAAGUUAGCACACUCCAAUAUGCAGAUGAUUUACUCCUCUAUGUCUCUGGUGAUUCUGUUGAUAACAUGUCUGAUACUAUGACAUAUUCCCUUAAGUUGCUAAAAGUUUGGCUUGACAAUAACUGUCUAAGCCUUUCGGUUCCUAAAAGUAGUAUAGUCUUAUUUUCACGUAUGAGGCUUCCUCCUCCAGUGUCUGUAUUUUAUAAUAACAUUAGAGUUCCCGUUAAAAGCGAAGCAACAUUUCUUGGGGUAAUUUUAGACUCGAGACUUACAGGCAUUCCUCAUUGCUACUAUAUAAGUGCCAAAUGUGAGAAGAUUCUAAAUAUACUGCGCUGCCUCUCUGGAGUUUGGUGGGGAGCCCACCCUUUCUCUCUAAAGCUUCUAUAUAAUGCCCUAAUAAGGAGUAUUUUAGACUAUGGAACAUUUAUUCUUGAACCCUGUAAUGCAGUAGCUCUCCAUAAGUUAGACAUUAUCCAGUCUAAGGCUCUGAGAAUAAUUGCUGGGGCUAUGCGUUCAAGCCCUAUUAACGCUUUGCAGGUUGAAUGUUCUGAAGCGCCCCUGCAUCUCAGACGACAAUUUCUUUGUGACAGGUUCCUGUUUAGAGCAUUCGAAGUCUAUAAUCAUCCUCUUUACUCUAGGUUACGGUCUCUGUUGGAAUGUAUGGAUUAUACGUACUGGGCUCAUAAAUCGCCGCCAUGCCUUAUUGUUAGUUUCCAAAAAUUCUUAGCUCUUCAAGCUCCAACACAUAGAUCACAAUUCCUUCCUAUAUUUUGUGUUAACUAUGAUGCCUUAAUUUUAAAACCAUCUAUUUUGUUUGAUUUCGGUGUAUGUAAACAAGAUCCUUCUGCCAACGCCAAAUUUAUUAAUAUUCUUGACAGUGACAGCCGAUGGAAACAUUGCCAUUUAAUUUUUAGUGAUUCUUCCAAACCCGGUUCCAAGGAGUGUGUGGGAGUUGGCGUUUUCCAUCAACAGUUUGGCAUUGUACAGAAAAUAAAAUUGCCUCCAGAGACUUCAGUAUUUACUGGAGAAUGUUUUGGUCUGUUGAAGUCUCUGGAGUACAUUUUAAUCAUGAAGUUAAAAAACUCAAUAAUUUUUACCGAUGCUAAAAGUGCCCUCCAAGCCUUGGAAAGAUUUCCUUUUAGCAGUAACAGAAAUAAUCAUCCAGUUAUUAUUGCAUGUCGUGAUUUAUUGUAUCAAUGUUGCAUCAAAAAUUACACAGUUUCUUUUGCUUGGAUUCCGGGGCACUCAGGUAUCUUUGGCAAUACCAAGGCCGAUAGCCUUGCCAAAGCUGCAGUCAAUGACGGAGAUCUAGUUCCGUACAAAAACUUUUGUUGUGAUUUGGCUCUCCUUCCUAAAUACCAAUUAUUGAAUUCUUGGACACAUAUUUGGCGUUCUUCAAGUCAGACUAUAGGUCGAUAUUAUAGCACGAUCCAGGUGGAUAUACCUCCUAAACCGUGGUUUUCAAAUCUGACGUUUGGUAAAGCUAUCACUUCGACCCUUAUUCGUAUGAGGCUGGGCCAUGCAUGCAUUCCCUUGCAUUUGGCACGACUUAAACUUUUGCCUAGCGAUAUAUGUGAGUGUGGCAAUGACGUUGGGGAUUUUAACCAUAUAUUCUUUGCUUGUCCUCGACAUGACCGUUCCGCUUUUAUUUCCUCGCUUUUGUCCAUUAAAAUUCCUUUUCCUACUUCAAUUUCUGUCCUUUUAUCUUAUGUAAAUAUUGAUGUAUAUAGAAUUUUAGCCAGUUUCAUUUUUCAUAACAAUAUAAAAUUAUAA
This is a messenger RNA of Parnassius mnemosyne (clouded apollo), 2538 nucleotides long. NCBI's taxonomy places the organism in Eukaryota, Metazoa, Arthropoda, Insecta, Lepidoptera, Papilionidae. The record is from the annotation of a GenBank genome assembly.